This is a messenger RNA of Hibiscus syriacus, 2791 nucleotides long. RefSeq lists its product as uncharacterized. The transcript is spliced from 3 exons. The record is from RefSeq and is a predicted model, not a curated record. Bases 100 to 939 code for a protein of 279 amino acids. Lineage: Eukaryota; Viridiplantae; Streptophyta; Magnoliopsida; Malvales; Malvaceae. Gene Ontology annotation, molecular function: ADP binding.
CCAAAUGGAGAGGAAGGAGUAAAUAGAACAGAGAAUAAUAGAAAGCCAAAAGUUGAGCUGAAUCUCUCAAGAUCUCAAACACCCCUCCUUAAUUUGUAGAUGGCCGAAGAACGUGUUUCUGCAAUCCUGGAGCAGGUACGUGCAAUCAAAGCCGACAAAAGUUCAUCUCACUUUUUAGAUUCGUGGCAAUAUAUAGAGACGCUUGUACUUCGUCUGCAAACUAUUCGGUCUAAGAUAGAUGCUUCCAAGUUCCGGCCCUUUUUGAUUCAACUGUUGAUGCACGAGAUUGAUGGUUGUGCACUUGAUGAAGUAUUAUAUGAUAUAGAAGACCUGUUUAGCGACUCUAACACUCGACUGAUGAAGGGUAGCUUACAAACAGAGGCGAGUAGGAACCCUAAAUCAACCAUUAGCAUUCCUGAAUCAGCAACCACGGCGAGGUUGAAUACUGAUCCUUUUGAUUGGGACAGUAUGAAUUUGGAUACUGAUCCUUUUGAAUCAUCCAUUUCUAAGUUGGAAGUAGAGUUGAUGGAUUUGAGAUCUAAGCUUUCUCCUGAACCAGAAUCCUUUUUGGUGGAAGUGUCAAAGUUACAUGGUAUACACGAAGUAAAGAAAGAUAUAAUGGAUGUAAUUUUGGGUGAAAAUAGUGAACAGAGGAGCGAGAACAUCAAAACCAUCUCUAUUGUUGGCAUGGAGGGAAUGGGGAAAACAUCUCUUGCUCAGUGCAUUUGUGAAGAUGAGCAGGUUGUGGCAAGCUUCGACAACAUAAUUUUGGUGAAUGCUUCGUACGAUUUUGACCUACCCAAAAUUGCUAAAGCAAUCAUUCAAGCUCUUGAAGGCUUGAAACAUGACUUCUUGUGCAUCCUAACAUUAGUUCCAUUACAAAGUCUUUUAGAUAGAAUUUAUCGAAAGAUUGUCAAAAAGAAAUCCCUUCUUGUUUAGAUGGUGUGGAGAGAUAUGAUUGUGAUGACUGGCAAGCACUAAAAUCUGUUUUUCAACAUGGCAUGCCAGAGAGUAGGAUUGUAAUUACUACUCGUGAGCACAAAUUUGCAAUAGCAAUGGAAUCAUCUCAUAUAUUUCAUCUGAAAGAGUUGUCUGAUGAGUUGUGUUGGAUGAUACUUCAUGAAGUUGCCUUCGAUGGACUAAAUGAAGAUAGUCAUGAAUAUGUAGAAGAUAUCGGAUUGGAAAUUGCAAAGAAAUGCAAAGGAUCACCAUUUGCUGCAAAGGUUUUGGGAGGUGUCUUACAGCAUAAAAUUGAAAAAAGAGAGUGGAACAGAGUUCUGGAAAACUUUAUAUGGGAAUCUCCUAUGAUACCCAAGUACAUUUUUAAAAUACUAUGGCUAUCUUAUUGUGAUCUACCUUGGUCAAUAAGGCAAUGCUUACUGUAUUGUGUUAUCUUUCCCAAAAACUUUGAAAUGUCAAGAACUCUUUUAGUCCAACACUGGAUGGCACACGGUUAUCUAAACUCAUCCGAUGAUUCAGAAAUGGAGCUAAAAGGUGAAGCGUACUUUAAAUGCUUAGUAGCUCAUUCAUUUUUACAAGAUUUUAGCAGGAAUGGGUAUCCAUGCAUGGAAGAUGCAUAACAUAGUACACGACUUUGUUCGGUUUCUGUUCCAAUCUGAACUAAUGAUGGAGAUUCAAUCUGUUGAACAUAUGAGGUUGGACUUAACUUCUUCUAGGAAGCCAAAGGAGGUCAAAUCUAUAAAACCUGUGAUUUCAGCUGGGGCUCCAAAGCGGAUGAAAACUCUUUCUGAUUCUGGAAUUUCAGUUCUAGCUUCAUCUUGUGAUCCGCCAUCGAUUCCAGAUUCAUCUUGUCCUCCUCUUCCGUCAGGUUCUCCUCUUAUUAGCAUUCGUCAUUUGAUAUUGAUGAUUGCUCAGGGAGCUGGUUUCCCCGUGGACAUUAGCGGUGCGAGAAAUUGCGGACUCUUGUUGCUGUUAGUCAAGGGUGUUUCAUAACCAGUGGAGCAUUAUCUAACUUAUUUAAACAAUCCAAACAUCUCAGGUUAUUGGAUUGAGCUUGUCUAGCGGAUGGCAUAAUUUUUUGGACCAUGUGGACAAGGUAACAUACUCCAUAAAUUUCCCGAAGAAAUUUAUGAAUUAAUAAAUCUGAAGUUCCUCAGCUUAGCUGGCAGCAAAGAAUUGAAGAUACUACCAGAAACAUUGUGCGACUUGUAUAAUUUGCAAUCUUUGGAUCUAGCUGGAUGUAGUAGUCUUACAAAGUUACCGGACGGAAUCGGGAAAUUGAUGAGAUUGAGGUAUCUUUGUACCUGGUAUUGCUCUAGUAUAACUUUCUAUCCAAAAGGGAUUGGCUGCUUAACUUCUCUUAGGGAAUUAACCAAUGUCAUUGCUAGAGUUGAUCAGAAUGAUGCAAAGGAUCGAUUCAGUCUCGGAGAUUUUGAAGAGUUGAACCACCUUUGUGGAGAUGUUCGUGUGAAACUGGUAGGAAAUGUGAUCGAUGCAGAUGAAGCUAUUAGAGCCAACCUUUUGAACAAGAAGAGUCUCAACAAUGUGAGAAUAAAUUUGGAUGGAGAUAUAAAGGAAGAUGAUGUAAUGAAAGCAUUAAAGUCGCAUUCGGAGUUGAAGAUAGAGUUCAUAGGGUGGUGGUUCUAGUUCAGAAAAGAAAGGAUGGUGCAAGGCAACAGUUCAGUAAUUUUCUGUUGGAGAAUGAUGCAGUUGUUAUUGUGAAACUCCUUACAGACAGAGGAUCCACAUUAUCCAGUCUUGGGAACAUGAUAGAUGAAAUUAGCCUUUUGUAUCAAAGCUUUCGUACUGUGUUAAGUUGCGUGUGAUGGAA